AUGGCUAAAGAAGUGUUUAGGACGAAAUAUUUGGUUUUUCAAAUUUACAACCGCCUGCAGUGUUUAAGUGGACUAAAUUGCGUGUCAGCAGAAAUGGGGACACUUCUAAACAACGUGACGCAGUAUUACACCUACGUUAAUGAUGAACUUGCAGAUCCGCGGACAAAUAAAUUCUGGCUGGUGGCCAAUCCAAUACCCAUCCUCACAAUUAUGUUCUUAUAUCAUCGGUUUGUUAAAGUAUGGGGACCAGCAUACAUGGCCAAUCGAAAACCCUACAACUUAAAAUGGCUUAUUGUAGCUUAUAAUGUAGUACAGAUUGUUCUCUGCGCGCAUAUGGCUUUUCAGUGCAUCACAUGGUUAUAUCUCCCGGGAUAUUACAGUUUGUGGUGUCAGAAAAUCAACUAUGAGGACAACGAAGUGGAACGACUAAUCAUCAGCCGAGUGUGGCUUUACUAUUUUAUUAAAAUCAUGGAUUUACUUGACACUGUAUUCUUUAUCCUACGUAAGAAGUUCUCUCAAGUAUCAUUCUUGCACGUGUAUCAUCAUCUGGGUAUGUGCCUUCUCGGGUACAUUGGAACCAAAUAUGUCCCAGGUGGUCAUGGAAUUAUGCUGGGUUUCAUAAACUCGGCGGUACAUGCUGUAAUGUACACUUACUACCUCAUCUCCAUAACAAAACCGCAGUGGGUAAAAGGAUGGUGGAAGAAAUACAUUACUCAAUUGCAAAUCUUGCAGUUCCUUCUUCUGAUUCUACAUUUCGGACAUAUCAUCUUCGAACCAUCCUGUGGUUACCCUAAAUGGGUCUCUUUCAUGUUUUUACCACACAACGUGUUUAUUUUAUUCCUCUUUUCUGAUUUCUACAUAAAGGAAUACAUAUUGAAGAAAAGAAAAUAA
This is a messenger RNA of Leptosia nina, 891 nucleotides long. NCBI's taxonomy places the organism in Eukaryota, Metazoa, Arthropoda, Insecta, Lepidoptera, Pieridae. The record is from the annotation of a GenBank genome assembly.